Fukomys damarensis (Damara mole-rat) is the source of this 1836-nucleotide messenger RNA. It is a transcript of the gene Clptm1l, whose product is annotated as CLPTM1 like. Gene Ontology annotation, cellular component: endomembrane system; membrane. The transcript is spliced from 17 exons. Bases 1 to 1620 code for a protein of 539 amino acids. Lineage: Eukaryota; Metazoa; Chordata; Mammalia; Rodentia; Bathyergidae. The record is from RefSeq and is a predicted model, not a curated record.
AUGUGGAGCGGCCGCAGCUCCUUCACCAGUUUGGUGGUGGGCGUGUUCGUGGUAUACGUGGUGCACACCUGCUGGGUCAUGUACGGCAUCGUCUACACUCGCCCGUGCACCGGCGACGCCAACUGCAUCCAGCCGUACCUGGCGCGGAGGCCCAAGCUGCAGCUGAGCGUGUACACCACCACGCGGUCCAGCCUUGGUGCCGAGAACAACGUGGACCUGGUCUUGAACGUAGAGGACUUUGACGUGGAGUCCAAAUUUGAAAGGACAGUUAAUGUGUCUGUACCAAAGAAAACACGAAACAAUGGGACGCUGUAUGCCUACAUCUUCCUGCAUCACGCUGGGAUGCUGCCCUGGCAUGAUGGGAAGCAAGUGCACCUGGUCAGUCCUCUGACCACCUACAUGAUCCCCAAGCCGGAGGAAGUCAAUCUGCUCACAGGGGAGACUGCUGUGCAGCCGCAGAUAGAAGCUGAGAAGAAGCCAUCGAGUGCCCUGGAUGAGCCUGUCUCUCACUGGAGGCCCAGGCUGACACUGAAUGUGAUGGUAGAUGACUUUGUCUUCGAUGGGUCCUCGCUGCCUGCUGAUGUGCACCGGUACAUGAAGAUGAUCCAGCUGGGGAAGACUGUGCACUACCUCCCCAUCCUGUUCAUCGACCAGCUGAGCAACCGCGUGAAGGACCUGAUGGUCAUCAACCAUUCUGCCACGGAGCUGCCGCUCACGGUGUGCUAUGACAAGAUCUCGCUGGGGCGGCUGCGCUUCUGGAUCCACAUGCAGGAUGCUGUGUACUCCCUGCAGCAGUUUGGGUUUUCAGAGAAGGACACUGACGAGGUGAAGGGCAUUUUUGUGGAUACCAACUUGUACUUCUUGGCGUUGACCUUCUUUGUUGCCGCUUUCCACCUCCUGUUUGAUUUUCUGGCAUUUAAAAAUGACAUCAGUUUCUGGAAGAAGAAGAAGAGCAUGAUCGGAAUGUCCACCAAAGCAGUGCUCUGGCGCUGCUUCAGCACCGUGGUCAUCUUCCUGUUCCUGCUGGACGAGCAGACAAGCCUGCUGGUGCUGGUCCCGGCCGGCAUCGGGGCUGCCAUCGAGCUCUGGAAGGUGAAGAAGGCCUUGAAGAUGACUGUGGUCUGGCAAGGCCUGAGGCCCGUGCUGCUGUUCGGCACUUGCAGUGAGUCUGAGAGGAAGACUGAGGAGUAUGACACACAGGCCAUGAAGUACCUGUCCUACCUUCUGUACCCUCUGUGUGUUGGGGGUGCCGUCUACUCGCUCCUCAACAUCAAGUACAAGAGUUGGUAUUCAUGGCUCAUCAACAGCUUCGUGAAUGGAGUCUAUGCUUUCGGCUUCCUCUUCAUGCUGCCCCAGCUCUUUGUGAACUACAAGAUGAAGUCAGUGGCACACCUGCCCUGGAAGGCUUUCACCUACAAGGCCUUCAACACCUUCAUUGAUGACGUGUUCGCCUUCAUCAUCACCAUGCCCACGUCCCACCGGCUGGCCUGCUUCCGGGACGAUGUGGUCUUCCUGGUCUACCUGUACCAGCGAUGGCUUUAUCCUGUGGAUAAGAGCAGAGUGAACGAGUUCGGGGAGUCCUACGAGGAGCAGCCCACGCGGAAGCCCCACACAGAGUGAGCACUGCUGGCCGCUACAGGCCCGGCCCACUCGUCACGAGUAUUUUUGGAAGCUUUGGGAGUUCCUGACGCCACCCCUUGCGCGUUGCCAAAUCCCUCUGGACAUCUGUGUACCUCCACAGCACCUCUGCCUUUGAGAGGCUGCAAGAGUGCAGGUGCCCCCUUGCCCUGGGAGCCUGUGUCUGGUGCAGUGGCGCGGGCGGUCACCCCAUGCGUC